UUUUUUUACAUUUUUCCUGACUUUCCGCUGAUUUCCUUUUUAUUGUUGUUACUAGUUACUAUUAUUUAUUAUAUUUAUGAUGGUGAUGAUGAUGAUGAUGAUAACACUGAUGAUUUUUAACCGGAUUAAAAUCGAGUUUUUCUGAAUGUUCAUAAGAAUUUCUCCGGCCUCCUGACUGACUUUGGAGUUUUGCAUCUUGGGAGAGAAAGUGAAGGCUUUAGUAUUUUUAAGUGGAUUGAUCACAUGAACCUUUUCUCUCCCAACCCCACCCUUAUCCUCAUCCCCUUCCCCACGCUCGAAAGAAUUUUACUGGCUGUUAAGUCUGUGACCUUAUUUUUCCUGAUCUUUAACUUAACUGUUUAGAGCAUCUCUGGACGUCUGUAUUUUUAAUUUUUUUAUUUUUGUUUUUUUUAUUUUUAAUCUUUCAUUUGUUAAAUUUUUAAGCUGUGCUGCAAUAAAAUGUGUGUGGUACUAUUUAACACCUAUGAUGGUGAUGGCCUUUUCCCAGAAAGCCAUCUUCCUCCUGUUUCCCUUAAAAUUCCAUUCUCCUCUUCCUGUACACUACUACCCCUCACAAACCACAAGCUGCAGCAACAUGGAUGCCCAGCCUGGAGCAGCAGCAGCCAGGAUGACCUGGAGCCAGGGGGGCCUUCGGAACAGAUGCACACCCUUCCUGGGUGAUGUUCUUUCUGACUACGUGAGGAACCUUAUCAUCAAAGAUAAUGGCCAGCAAUGUUACCAACAAGACAGACCCUCGCUCCAUGAAUUCCCGUGUAUUCAUUGGGAAUCUGAAUACUCUGGUGGUCAAGAAGUCUGAUGUGGAGGCAAUCUUCUCAAAAUAUGGCAAAAUUGUUGGCUGCUCUGUUCAUAAGGGCUUUGCCUUUGUUCAGUAUGUUAAUGAGAGAAAUGCCCGCGCUGCUGUCGCAGGAGAGGAUGGCAGAAUGAUUGCUGGCCAGGUUUUAGACAUUAAUCUGGCUGCAGAGCCAAAAGUGAACCGAGGAAAAGCAGGUGUGAAACGAUCUGCAGCGGAGAUGUACGGGUCAGUACCAGAACACCCUUCUCCGUCCCCUCUACUCAGCUCCUCUUUUGAUUUGGACUAUGACUUUCAACGGGAUUAUUAUGACAGGGGUUUUAUCUUCAAUAGGAUGUACAGUUAUCCAGCACGUGUUCCUCCUCCUCCCCCUAUUGCUCGGGCUGUAGUGCCCUCAAAACGCCAGCGUGUAUCAGGAAACACCUCACGAAGGGGCAAAAGUGGCUUCAAUUCUAAGAGUGGACAGAGAGGAUCUUCCAAGUCUGGAAAGUUGAAAGGAGAUGAUAUUCAGGCUAUCAAGAAGGAAUUGACCCAGAUAAAACAAAAAGUGGAUUCUCUACUGGAAAACCUGGAAAAAAUAGAAAAGGAACAAAGCAAACAAGCAGUAGAGAUGAAGAAUGACAAAUCAGAAGAGGAGCAGAGCAGCAGCUCCCUGAAGAAGGAUGAAACUAAUGUGAAGAUGGAAUCUGAGGGGGGUGCAGAUGACUCUGCUGAGGAGGGGGACUUGCUCGAUGAUGAUGAUAAUGAAGAUCGGGGGGAAGACCAGCUGGAGUUGAUCAAGGAUGAUGAAAAAGAGGCUGAGGAAGGAGAGGAUGACAGAGACAGCGCCAAUGGCGAGGAUGACUCUUAAGCACAUAGUGGGGUUUAGAAAUCUUGUCCCAUUAUUUCUUUAUCUAGGCGCUUGUCUAAGAUCAACACCAGAUCCUCUCCCCUAGUAUCUUCAGCACAUGCUCACUGUUCUUCCCAUCCUUGUCCUUCCCAUGUUCAUUAAUUCAUAUUGCCCUGCGCCUAGUCCCAUUUUCACUUCCUUUGACGCUCCUAGUAGUUAUGUUAAGUCUUGCCCUGUAAUUUUUGCUUUUAAUUUUGAUACCUCUUUAUGACUUAACAAUAAAAAGGAUGUAUGGUUUUUAUCAACUGUCUCCAAAACAAUCUCUUGUUACACAGGGAGUACAGUUCCUUCCAUUCAUACAUGAGUUCAGUAGUUGCUUCCCUAACUGCAAAGGCAAUCUCACUAGUUAAGUAGUACAUGAGAGCAGCUUUGAGUUAGCGGCAUGUGUGUUUUACCUCACAGGAGAGGGCAAUGUGGGGCUGUUCAACACAAAUGUAACAAUGUAUUUUUGUGAAUGAGAGUUGGCAUGUCAAAUGCAUCCUCUUUUAAAAAAAAAAAUAGUGUAAUAGUCUUAAGAUUUCUUUUCUGAAGUUGAUACUGUGGGUUAUUUUUGUGAACAGCCUGAUGUUUGGGACCUUUUUUUCUCAAUAAACAAGUCCUUAUUAAACCAGGAAUUUGGAGGAAUAAAAAUCCUGGGUUUUUUUUUUUUUUCUUUUUCGAAUUUUACUUUUGUUUACUUUCAGUUUGUUUCACUGCGCCCUCCACAAAAUUCCUAGAGUGUGGUAGAGUUUUCUUUGAUUUCUUAUUACAGCUACCAACAUACAUUUCCCAAGUUGUAUUUUAAUGGUGUUGGUGUUACAUGGAAACAAGGACUUCAUAUGAUCCAGAAUUCUUUUUAAGUCAUAAGUAGUAACAGUGAAGUCAGUGGUAUUUGGAAAAAUAACAUUCUUUUACAUUUUGGUCCUGCCAGACCAAUAGUACAGCAGGAAAGGGACCCGUCUUGCAGCUUACCCAAGUUCAAUCUUUGGCAUCCCAUAUGGUCCCUUUAGCACCACCAUUCCUGAGUACGGUCAGGAGUAACCCCUGAGCAGUGUAGAACAGUGAGGCUUAAUUCCAUUUCUCUUAUGUUCAAUUCCUACUCCGUGUUUGGUUCCAAGUCCAUACAACUGUUGCCACUUUUUAAAAAUUAAAGAUUUUGUCUGAAACUUGUUGGUUUGGAAAGAGACUCCCCUCUUUUCUUAAAAAAAUGUUUUUUGAUUUAUUUUUUCUUUUGGAAAUGAAAAAAUGUGUUUGGUACAGACAUUUUUUUGAUAAACCUUGACUUCUCUGUAAAGCUUCUGUUUAAUAACAUUGUAGAAUACGGCAAUUAUUCCUGUAUAGGCAAAGGCCCUGUUGAAAUGAUUGACUUGGUUUAGGGGCAGCACAGCUGGUGUUGCUUAGUGGACCAGAUGGGAUGCCAGGGAUUGAAAUGGGCCCCUGGGUCCACUGCAUGCAAGGCAAACACCUUGUCAGUUAUAUAUAGUAUGUCUCAAACUCCACUACAAUUGUGAUGUGAUAGCACUUAAUACAAGUGACGAAGAAUGGAAGAAAGAGUUUUACUAAGUAUUACUCAUUUCCAGAUUCAUAAGACAUAGCUUUGUCUUGAUAUCUGGUAUUCUGUCCAUCCUGUUUUGUGAUCUCAUGCAUUUUACAGAAUUAAGCGUUUAACUUCUGGCACAAACUCCUUAGAAGAUCUCACACUAAUAAAAAUAAGUUCUUACUAAUUGAAAGUUACUGUAUCGAGUAAUUAGUGAACAUGUUUACUUUUAAUUCCUUGGGUGAAACUAAGAAUUUCCCCCCCAAAAUUGAAAGUUAUGGUUAGGGUUUUGAUAAUUAUGGAGUUACGUAAUUUUCAUUGAGAAGAAAUUUUACACUUUUACGUAGUCUUGGGUUUGCUUGAGCUCUGUUUCCUUAUUAACUGAAAUUAGUAUUCUAGUAUGAUCUUAUUUUUUUCAUAUUUUUCUUCCUAGGCUCCCCAAUCAGACUAUAAUAGUAAAAGGAGUUAUGUAGAACUUCUAGAACUUUUAUUAAAUGCUAGCUGCUUUAAAAGCUGAAACUUGGGGCUGGAGUGAUAGCACAGCGGGUAGGGAGUUUGCCUUGCACGCGGCCGACCCGGGUUCAAAUAUCAGCAUCCCAUAUAGACCCCUGUGCAUUGCUAGGAGUGACCCAGAAAGCAAAAAAAAAAUGCUGAAACUCUUGGGGCUUGAGUGCUAGCACAGUAGUUUGAGAGCAUGCAUUGCUUGCUGAAGGACUAGGUUUUUUCCCUGUUACCACAUGGUUCCCUCAGUGUCCGCCAAAAUAUAAUGCCCAGGGUUGUUAUCAUAUACUGAGUUUGCAUAAGAAAACUGACAAUUUAUACAAAGAAAGCUUUGUAUCAUUGAAUGUAAAACCAAAACAAACCAAAAUGGUAUUUUUAUUCUCAAUAGUCUUAAUUUUUGGGCCUAGAGAUUAACUGUAAAAUUUAAUUUUUCCCUGGAUUUUAUAAAAAUGAAAUAAGGAGUAGGUUCGGUCGAUGUUUCCAAAGUAGAGCAAUAGUUGGCAAAGAAAUCAGGACAUUUGAGCCAGAUGAUUGUUAAAGGAAUUCUGUGGUAAUUUGGUAAUCUCAAAGAAGUUUUUAUGCUACUAAGAUUUAAAAGGAAGAAAACAUUUGUGAUACUGAACAACUUUGCAAUUGUGCAUCUGAUGGUGAUUCACUUUUUUAAAAGGACUUUUCCCCAUGAGCCACAAAAUUCAAAAUAUCCUGAAAGUUUUGAGAGAUUGUUAACUAGCUAGAGUAUAUUAAUAAUUUGCUCUUAUCUUACCUGUGUAAGGAGUUAACGAUAAAACAUUGUUUUGUUUUUGUUAAGGAACAAGUUAGAAUUUUUUAGGAGGGUACCUAGUAGGUUUAAAUUACUCUAGCAUCUGAAACCUGUGCCAUACAGUAACAUAAAAAUGUCAAUUAAGGGGCAGAGCUUGAUAGUACAGCAGGAAGGACAUUUGCCUGGCAUCCCUGGGGAAGGAGUUAUUCCUCAGCACCACCAGGUAUGUCCCUAAGACCAAAAAAUCAAUAAAUAUGUCAAAUAAGAAAUGUAUUAAGGAUGAAGGAGAUGGUAUGCCUUGCACACAUUUAAUCCUCAUUACUUUUCUGGCUCAAUAUGUGGUCCUCAGCAUAGAGCUAGAUGUGACCCAAUAAAACAAAACGAAUCUAUUCUACAUUACUAUGUUCUAAAGAUACUUGGCAAAGGCCAGAGGUGUGAACAUGGGAAAAAUACCUAUUUUACACAUUUAAGUAGUCAACAGGAAAUUUUGUCAUCAGAAACUUUCUUUGUAUGAAUUGUCAGUUUUCUUAUGCAAUCUCAGUGUAUUAGAACAACCCUGAGCUCUUUAUAUUUGAUGCAUCAUUGAGAAUUUCCUGCAGUGUUGAUUGAAAUGUACGGUGCAUUUUUGGUUUUCUCAUGUUUCUAGGUUAUCUAGAUGAAAUGAUUGGGCAUUUUGUGGACAGAUAAAUGAGAGAAAAGCUACAUAUUGAAUGAGAUCAUUGAAAGGUGUAAUUUUGCCUGAGAUAAUUGUUGUAUUCACCUGAUCACUGCAGAGAAUCAAGAGCCAUCAUAAUGUGAAAGGCUAGGACAUAGGUAAAGAUUUGCUAUUGACAGUUUAUAAUUUUUUCUGAUGAGAGAAAUUCAACACCAAUAUCAAGUGGAGAUUGAAUUUCUUGACCUUAAUUACAUUACCUUGGCCUAGAAAAUAGAAAAACUUCCUGAAAAAUAAAAAAUCCUUCCCAUGCAGUAAGCAGCUAAUUAUAUUACUAAGUUCAGUGCAUUUCUGGUUUAGAGGGAUGAAAGAAGCGGUGUCCUGAUAAUUCAGACUUAAUAAAAAACCAUUGAAGUGAAUGAUGAUGAGUUUCACAUAUGCCAAACAUAGUUCUUUACUUGACUAAUAAGGAGCAGAAUGCUAGGGAAUACUGUUUGGAAAGAGCUUUAUAUAUAGAAGUGAACAUUUUGCCACUAGAACCAUGCAUGUUGAGGAAAAACUGGAGGCAUACCUUAUUUGAAUGACUGAUUUCUAAGAAAUAAUAUAGUAGGGUUGAUUUUUGGAUUCUUUGUUACUCUAUUUUAUUGAAAUAAAGCAUAUUAAGGGGCAGGGCCAAAACCAUUUUGUUUGUAGUUGUAAGUUUCAAGUUAGUAAUUGCCCAGUUUGUAAAAGUAGGACCUGUUCUUACAGCCUUUGUUAAAGCAUAGGCUCUUGCUUCACUGUUUAUAUUAAAAAUUAUAAAAUUCUGGAGAAUAGUGUCCUAAUGAGAUGAAUCCCAAAGAACAGAUUUUGUCAAAAUUUUGUGGAAAAUACAAUCCUGAAUUUGUGGAAAAUAUAAUCCUGAAUGUCUGACAAGAAUUCACUUGUUUCGCCUGGAGAGAGAACUGUGGCUUGGGUGGUUCGCCUUGCAUAUGGCUGAUGAGAGUUUAAUUCCCAGGCACUGCAGAUGUUUUAAUGCUUUGCAGGUUGGUUUUUUUUUUUUUUUUUUUUUUUUUUGCUUUUUGGGUCACACCCGGCGAUGCACAGGGGUUACUCCUGGCUCUACACUCAGGAAUUACCCCUGGCGGUGCUCAGGGGACCAUAUGGGAUGCUGGGAAUCAACCCGGGUCGGCCGCGUGCAAGGCAAAUGCCCUACCCGCUGUGCUAUUGCUCCAGCCCCUGCUUUGCAGUUUUUAUUAAGAUUACAAAAGAGCCCUUAAAAAAACUGCAGCUGGUAGUUUUAAGAGGCAAGUUUGUUGUCUUAAGAUGUAUACCUCAUAUUCGGUUAAUAUUCCCCAUUCAACCCCCAUCACCACAUGUGGUAUCCCCCAUAGCACUGGUGGGGAGGCAUGCACAGAAUUAGGAAUAGUCUAUACAACACAGGGUAUGACCCAUAAAACAUGGUUGAGGGAGACAUAAACCUACCUUGAAUUUUCAGGGAGUGUGUUAAGCUUGACAUGAAUAGGUCUUAGGUCUACACUCUACUGCACUGUUUACUAAAAUUUUAUUUUUCUGAAACUUUCGUACUUCAUUGACCAGUAUUGGCAGCCUUUUUGGCAGGUUAAACUUUGGUUUGAGGCUAGCAUAAAUGAAGAAUUUAAUGGCUACAUGCAGCAUGUCUAAUGAUAGUUUAGUGUACUCUUUGAAAAUCUGUAUAGAUACUGCAUACUAAUGCAAACUUAACAAUUGAAUGUCCCAGAUUCUUCAUUUCUUGAGCCCUAUGGUCUUUCAAAUUACAGUAAAAGACUGAUACCAGCACCUCUCAAAUAGAAUAUCCUUUUAACAGUUUUAACAAUUUUCUCUGAUUACCUGAUUACAGAGAGGAAUAAGCCCUGAGCACUAAUAGGUGUGUCCCCACCCAAAUGUUGAAAUGCUGUUUUAGGGACUGGAGUGAUAGUACAGCAGGUAGGGCGUUUGCCUUGCACGAAGCCGACCCAGGUUCGGUUCUCAGCAUCCCAUAUGGUCCCCUGCUAGAAGUAAUUGCUGAGCGGAAAGCCAGGAGUAACCCCUGUGCAUUGCCAGAUGUGAUCCAAAAAAAAAAAAAAAUUGCUGUUUUAUGCAACAUGUUUGGGGUUCACUAUAUUAAAACCCAUUCUGAUUCAACAAACAUUGUCCAAGUGUUCCAUAACCAUCAUAACAAUCCAGUUACUCAGCUGUCUUGAAUCUUUCCUAUGUGACAAAUGGCGCUUGUUUGACUAAAGCAGGUUUGUUAAAGGAGUUAAUGUGAAAGGGGUUUGUCUAUUAUAUAAGCUACAAAAGUAUUUUCUGGUAUGAGUUAAUUACAUAAGUUACAGAAGGUGGUUCAGGAUUGGACCCUGAAGGGGAAAAAAGCUUAAAUUUAGUGAUUUAAGCAUCCAGUUCCAGUCUGGUCUAUGGUAGAAAAUUUAAUUCUUCCCAUUUUUAACAAUUAGGAAUUGUUAGGGCUGUUAAGUGUUGUUCUCACACACUGCCCAUUUCUGUCUUGAGAUUAUUGACUCUUAAAGAGAAGGCCUUCUGUAUAAGUAAACCAAACCAGAGGCUUACAGAAGGGACCCUUUGUUCUCCUCAAGAGCUGGAACCAGCACUAGGUUAUCUCCAAUAUUCCAACUUGGAAUUCUCAAUUGCUGCUUUGUUUUGAUUUUUGGCCACACCCUACAGUGCUCAGGACUUAGUCUUUGCUCUGUACUCAUGAAUUGUUCCUGGUAAUCUUGGGGGAACCAUAAGGGAUUCCAGGGGUUGAAUUCAGGUCAACCGUGUGCAAGGCAAGCAGCCUACCUGCUGUACUAUCUUUGGCCAUGCAAUGCUAGUUUUUUUUCCCCCUCAAGUCCUAUCUGCCCUUUUCCAAGAAUCUUACUCCCCUGGAUGCUGCUGGAGUUGGCAGUUUCUGUGGUCUGUUCGACUUUUUCUAGUUAAGAGCUAUUUGGGGAUUGGACGGAUAAUACAGCAGAUAGGGUCCUUUUCUUCACACAUUUGCUUUGGUGUCGUUUCUGAACCGCAAUGAGUGCAGUUUUAUAUUAACUGAAAUUUCAGGGGCUGAAGCAAGCCAACCUCUGUAGUACAGCAGGUAGGACCUUGCACAGCCCAAUCAGGUUCAAUCUCCAACAUCCCAUAUGUUUCCCCAGCACCACCAGGAAUAAUUCCUUAGUGCACAUCCACCAGUAACUCGGAGCAUUGCAGAUGUGGCCCAAAACAUUUGCCUCUUUGUACAGACCUUGUGUUUUGUCCAAGACUUGAUUCCAUUUUUUUCCACUAGAUGGCAACCUAGCCCACCCAUGUAACCCUCUUUUUUUUUUUUUUUUUUUCUUUUUGCGGCCUUACUGCUAUUAGUAUCCAUAUACCCAAAUUGGUGGUAUGUAACAUUUUGGUGAUGCCAUAUCCCUCUAAUGUUUGUAUUUAGCAGCUUUCAACAGGCAUUAGGCAUAAUUUGGCCAAAUGCCUUUUUCCUAAGAAUGUGUCUAGAUAAUGAAAACAAUUGUUGUGGUGUUGUGGUCAGAGAUAUAGAUGCUGUACCAUUUAUUUUAUUUUGUCAGUAUUAUUAAAGCUCCUGCCUCAGACAGUUAAGUCACUUAAUGAUAGAAAUCUAUUUUAAAUACAGCAAUCAAAGCUCUGCUAAAUUCCUGAUUUACCUACCCUUAGGAUAACAGAAUUUUACUUUGUGUAAAGAACCAGUGCUGGGCAUCGAACUCGCUGCCUUCUUAUACUAGGUAUAUACGCCACAAUUUGCGCUUUCUUCCCAACACCCUCACCUGAAACUCACUGUUUUUCUCUUAUCCACAUGCAGAGUCCACUUUCUUUAUUCCAACCAUGUUGUACAUUUCUUUUGUCCCUUUCAUUUCUCCUCACCCUAAUUAAGUUUCAGUUCAGCACAAGUUUCUCUUACUCCAUUAGACCUCCCUUGCCUUUCCUAAGUAGGCAAGUAGGCUCUUACAGAAUCCUUCAUCAAUUUGUAUAAUUACCUGCUUGAUUUUUCCAUAUGAGUGUAGAAGUAAAUGAAAUCUUACUGCCAGGAACAACAUUAAAAUGUCAUAACAAUGUCUGGAACUUUGCAUGAAAAAAGGAAAAGAAAUUGGUGGUGUGGAAUGGGCUAACCCUGGGUAAAAUCAGUUUGGGGAAAAGAAGGGAUGAUUAGAGAAGCUGACGGAUGGGCUACCUGGAGGUAUGCCAUAUAACCUAUUUAUCAAGGAAAUGCUUCCCGAUAGCUGAAUUUCAGUGGCCCUGCCAGCUUUUCAUGAUUUAUUUCAAAAUCUAACUCUGAAUACAUCCUUGAAAUCUCUUGAAAGGACAUCAUUCAGGAGUACUGUUUUGUCAUUGAUGCAUGUCGUCCUUUACAUGCCACUGUUUUGUGACCAGCUCUCCUGCAAAAAAAUUUUUUUGGAAGGGGGCCACACCCUGAUGUGCUCAAGGGUGCACACCCUGGCUCCUCACUCAGGUAUUAGUCCUGGCAUGGUUUGGGGGACCAUAUUGGGUGCUGUGGGUCAGCCAUACGCAAGGCAAGUGCCCUAUCCACUAUUCUCUGUAACCCCAAUCUGCAUUAGUUUCCAUUUGGGCCCUAAAUGUUCUGUGCUUGAGAACUACUUUUGACUGGAUGCUGGGUAUGUGCUCUGGGAAAGGACGCACGUCAGGCGUUUAACCCAAGGCAUCACAUAUGCAGGACAAGUAUUCAACCACCGAACCACUUCCCUGGCUUACCUUAGUUAAAAUUUUACACCUAUAGGCCUGUUUUCUUUAAGCAAACAAAUUGGAUAAAUGCUACCCUAAUCAGUUGGGACAUUGCCAGCACCCCAUAGCCUUCAUGAUGACUGCAUACUAAGUAGGUAACCAUUACUCUGACUUUCAUAACAAGUGCUGCUUAAACUGUAGAUAAAGUAAUAAUGAGAAGUUUGGCUUUCCCCUAAGGAAGAUAUUAAAAAGAAAAUAGUUUGGAGAGAGUUAUUUGGGAGUGAUUACUAGGUUCUAGAGGUAUUCAAGUAUGGCUGCAGUUUGGGAUAAUACUGGUAUGAACAGUCUUGUGUUUUGAGAGUGCAUGUACAGAUGCUUUUCUAAUGUGGGUAUACUUUUGUAUUCUCACUAGCCGUAAAUGAAAGUUUCAUUUGCUCAUUCUUGCUAACUAACUUUAAUUUUAGAUGUUUUAACAGGUGUGUAGUGGCACCUAUUAAAUCACGGUUUGCUUCUUGGUAAACUUCUUUUAAUUUAAACUUUGAUAUAGAAAUGUGUGUAAAUCAUGUGUACCACUUUUCAUACUAUAAACACAAACAGCAAGAAAUUAAGAAUUGAGAAAUCACCAGCAAUACUGAAGCGCCAUAUAUCCAUACUCUCGUACCAUUAAUCAGUAUAUCAUCUUUGCAAGGGCAUCCGUUGACCUUUUUCUUUGGCUCCUAAAUUUCAAAUAAAUGAAAGUACAUUUAGUCUGUGAGGUCUUUGAUUUAGCAAUGUGUACAACUCAUCUGUUACUGCUUGUAGAUUGCUCAUGCAUACUGUUGUAUAUAAAUAAGUUGCAGUUAAUCCAUUCUGUGAGUAGCCAUUUGAAAUGUUUUCAGUUUUGACAUGAAUAAAGCUGCUAUGCAUCAUU
Messenger RNA from Sorex araneus (European shrew), 10716 nucleotides. It is a transcript of the gene HNRNPC, whose product is annotated as heterogeneous nuclear ribonucleoprotein C. Gene Ontology annotation, cellular component: nucleus. The transcript is spliced from 8 exons. Lineage: Eukaryota; Metazoa; Chordata; Mammalia; Eulipotyphla; Soricidae. The record is from RefSeq and is a predicted model, not a curated record. Gene Ontology annotation, molecular function: RNA binding. The coding region runs from base 723 to 1661 and encodes 312 amino acids.